AUGGUUUCCAUCUCUCGUUCAAUGCGGCCUCUUCUCCGACUUCGACUCCUGCCUUCAUGCAUUCCACGGCGGUAUGCUACUUCUUCCAGUACCAGCGCUGUGAAAGUCCCCAAGCGUGCUCCUCAGAUUCCAGCUGCAAAGUCAACAUCAGUCCCUCGACAACCAUACGAACCUCAAGGAGCCCGAGCCUCCAAUGACCUUCCGCCAGAAAAAUUACACAAGCAGUGGUACGCGACCAAGUUGUACAAUGCGGGCCAACGAGCUAUAUACAGACCCCCGUCGCAUGCUGGAAUACUGGCAGCCUCAUACAUCAUAACCGCAUCUGCUCUGGUGACCGCCGGUGCGCUAGCCUUCAGCAAUCUUUGGGCGUACGAUACAUCUUCCGAUCUGCCCUGGAUUGUGAGGGUGGCAUGGCGAGCCGGAAUUAUCACCUUCACCUUUGUCGCCGGAUUCGCGUUCCUGCGGCCAACAAGGUUGAUUAGGUCAAUUGAUUUGGUCUCAAAAGAUGGCGUGGUGAAGCUUGCUGUACAAGUGCGACGGCCUCUGCCGUUCCUCAGGCCAAAGGAAUAUAUCAUUGCGCCUUAUGAAUUUGAGAUGGAUCGAAAAUUUGUACAACAGAUGGACGAGCCCGAUUUCAUGCAUGACGACAAGCAGGACGCGCAGAACGCUGUAUCAAAGCUAGGCCGGGUUGUCAGUAAGGCGAUCUAUUAUCCAUUUGCUGCCACAAGGCGACUUCUGACACUCGAGGGAAUGAUGUCGGUCCAUCUCAACGAACACGAUAGUCCAGCCAAACUUGAUACACAAGGCAAAUUCUCCAAUGCCGCCAAAGACCUGGUAGAAAUGGGCACCAUUAAGAUUUGA
Capronia coronata CBS 617.96 is the source of this 861-nucleotide messenger RNA. RefSeq lists its product as uncharacterized. The transcript has a single exon. NCBI's taxonomy places the organism in Eukaryota, Fungi, Ascomycota, Eurotiomycetes, Chaetothyriales, Herpotrichiellaceae. The record is from RefSeq and is a predicted model, not a curated record. The coding region runs from base 1 to 861 and encodes 286 amino acids.